This is a messenger RNA of Ficedula albicollis (Collared flycatcher), 1298 nucleotides long. RefSeq names its product trans-L-3-hydroxyproline dehydratase (gene L3HYPDH). The record is from RefSeq and is a predicted model, not a curated record. The transcript is spliced from 5 exons. Gene Ontology annotation, molecular function: hydro-lyase activity. The annotation marks the transcript as partial. Lineage: Eukaryota; Metazoa; Chordata; Aves; Passeriformes; Muscicapidae.
CCCCCGGCCGCGGAGGGCGCGCACCUGGCCGCCCUGUUCCUGCACUGCUCCGGCUACAGCGCCAUGUGCGGCCACGCCGUCAUGGGCCUCGGCCGCUUCGCCCUCGACUACGGGCUGGUGCCGGCGCCCACCCGGCCCGAGACCGCCGUCCGCCUGCGCUGCCCCUGCGGGCCCGUCACCGCCUUCGUGCCCUGGGACGGCCGCCGCAGCGGCAACCCCGUGCGCUUCCACAGCGUGCCCGCCUUCGCUGCCGCCACCGACUUGGCCGUUGAUGUUCCUGGCUAUGGGAAGGUGGUGGUUGACAUCGGCUAUGGUGGCACUUUUUAUGCCUUCCUCAGUGCUGAGCAGCUGAGCCUUGAUGUGUGCUCCUCAAAGACCAGAGACCUUGUCAGUGCAGCGAGUGCAGUGACAGAAGCGGUGAAGAAACAGUUCAAGCUUCAUCACCCUGAGAGUGAAGACCUGGCUUUCCUCUAUGGCACCAUACUGACAGAUGGGAAAGAUGCCUUUAGCGAGGAGCCCACCACCAACAUCUGUGUGUUUGCAGAUGAACAGGUUGACCGAAGUCCCACAGGUUCGGGGGUGACAGCUCGCAUUGCCCUGCAGUUCCAUAAGGGACUCAUCCAGCUGGGCCAGACCAGAACCUUCCGGAGCAGCACCACGGGCUCCUUGUUCACUGGGAAGGCAGUGAAGGAAACCAAGUUUGGGAACUACAACGCCGUCAUUGUGGAAGUCUCAGGAGAAGCCUUUUACACUGGUACAGCCACCUUCACUGUGGAAGAGGAGGACCCACUGAAACACGGCUUCUUCUUCAAGUGACCCGAGCCACGGGUGGUGGCAAAGUCUCACUGAUGGUGCUGUGCUUCUCCUGCCCAUGAAUUUCUGUUUUGCGUCUCCAGAUGUUGCAACAGGAACAGCCUUGUGGUGUGACAGCAUUUGUCACAUUUCAGGAUAACAGGCCUGUUGCCCUCUUGUGAUUAUUGGGAGCACUGUGAUUAACAUAUACAAGCUGCUCUGAGAAGCUGUAGUAUUCUUCUUUUUCUUCCCAAUAAUUCACAGAAAACAGAGCUGAUGUUGGAGAGCUGCCUUCAAAUUUAUGUGCCUUCUCUAUGUCUGCAAAUUAUGAAUUUCAAAGUUAGAUUUCUAUUAAAUACCAGCUGAAAACUCUGCCACUUUCCUUGUUUUCACUCCCAUAGCUCAUUUGCAGGAUUCUGCUGAGUGUCAUGACUCUGGGUUUGAAUUGCAAGCUCUUGUCUCCUGCUCAGCCAGCUGUGCUGCUCUGUCUCAUGUCCCAGCUUCCC